CCAAUGAGCCUCGUAGCGACAUCCGUAUCAAAAACAGCUACGACAAAAAGGAUUCCAAAAUCUACACAGCCAGGCCAUCAACUACGUGUACACGGAUUAUGCACUCUGAACAACAUAAGCAGAACCUCACCCCAACGCUAGUCCCAAAAGUCAAAAAGCAACUGGUCAUUUACAAAAUAGGAGAAGAUACACUUGUCAAGCAUGCAGAUGACCGCUUUUACCUUGGCACAGUGAUUGGAGUACGUGAAACGCACUGUUUGGUGCGAUACGAUAAUGCUACGGUGGAAUGGUCUGCAUACGAAGACAUGAGUAAGUUAAGCCAACGGGCCAUCGAAAAUACGGGCCUGAUCUGUAACAUCUGUGAGCAAGAGUCUGACGAAAAGUCUCUCGAAAUAUGCGGACGUUGUCGUUGGGCAUGCCAUCUCAAAUGUGCCCAAUACGAUUUGUGCCUAGAAAUUCUCAGUAGCCUAGGGACGUGGCUCUGCACAGGUUGCAAUCCGCCAGAAGAGUCUGACGAGCACGGCAGCGAUGGUGGCCUCAAUGCUUCGGUUGAACCGAUUGAGGAACUUCAGCCACGAAUUCACAAGGAUCAAUUACCGUAUCUGUUUGACGAACUUGAGUGGGAUUUGCGCCACAGGAAAAAUUCGGAAGGUCACUAUUGCUACUGUGGUCAGGAUGGUGAUUGGAAAAAGGAAAUGUUACAAUGUCGGCGCUGUCAACAAUGGUUCCACGGGAGAUGUAUUCGAAGUUUGCAGUAUCCGAUUUUCCUAGGGGAUCAGUUCUACUUUUUCCUCUGCACAAUCUGUAAUUAUGGACACGAGUUUGUGCGACGCCUAGAGAUCAGUUCCGCUGAUCUUAUUCAUCUUAUACUUUAUAAUUUAAUCGCUCGAAAUGCUAAACGAUUUUAUAAUAUUCGUCAUGCGAUUGUACCAUACAUAGAGGAAAAUCUGCGCACACUGCAGCUACCCGAUCAACUUGUUCUUAUGUCUACUGACUCGCGAGUAGAAUUAAUUCUACAAACACUUGAGAGCAACAGACUGCGGUUUCUUUCUAUGGGUAGAUCCACAAUCGAUAAGUUAUGGACAUUGAAAAUAUUUUGCGCGCCGCAAGUCCUUCCUUGUGUGAUUCCUCAGGACAUAAUUAUCACCGAACCUGUUCUCAGCCAGCUAGCGUUGAAAAAUCCCAAUCUACGCUUUAUUCCCCGCAAGUAUUUGGAACACACCUUUGUGAGCAAUGCCUGUUGUCGAGAGCGCAUGACUGGCAGCAAGUACAGUAUUAUUACAGUACAGGAACCGGAUGAUAAUUUAAGCACCACCUCGACUUCGACAGAUAGCACAUAUUAUGAAGAAAACAGUUCGACAAGUUCAGUAACAGUUCGCCGCACAACUGUUUUUAACGAUCUGCCAUCUACAAAAAUUGCCCUAACGUCGCUGACACUAGCACAAAACGAAUUGCCGCCAGAAAAAAUGCUACCGUCGUAA
Molecule: messenger RNA, 1481 nt
Organism: Anopheles bellator
Lineage: Eukaryota; Metazoa; Arthropoda; Insecta; Diptera; Culicidae
Gene: Pcl
Product: metal-response element-binding transcription factor 2
Exons: 4
Coding region: 99-1481 (460 amino acids)
Source: RefSeq, a predicted model, not a curated record